Messenger RNA from Staurois parvus, 349 nucleotides. The record is from the annotation of a GenBank genome assembly. NCBI's taxonomy places the organism in Eukaryota, Metazoa, Chordata, Amphibia, Anura, Ranidae.
CACUGAGAGGUGGCACUGACUGGCGGCACUGCUAGGCAUUGUGGCACAACUGCUGGGCACUGACUGGCAGCACUGCUAGGCUGCACUGAUGGGCACUGGUGGGUGGCACUGGUGGGCACAGGUGGGUGGCACUGGUGUGUGGCACUGCUGGGCACAGGUGGGCGGAACUGGUGGGUGGCACUGCUGGGCACAGGUGGGCGGAACUGGUGGGUGGCACUGCUGGGCACCGAUUAUCAGGGCACUGAUCAUCAGUGCCCUGAUGAUCGGUGCCGAUCCCUGCUCUGACAACUGCCACUUCUCGGCAGCACUUUCCUCACGCUGUCAAGUGCAGCCGAGAACCGGCAAUUGC